This is a messenger RNA of Caenorhabditis bovis, 870 nucleotides long. NCBI's taxonomy places the organism in Eukaryota, Metazoa, Nematoda, Chromadorea, Rhabditida, Rhabditidae. The record is from the annotation of a GenBank genome assembly.
AUGGACGUCGACGCGAUAAAAGAGCGACACAAUGCUCUUAAAAGGAAAGCGAAUAUGUCAAUGAAUGAUCUUUUGGAAAUUACUAAAUCAUCUUCAGCCAAAAGGAAAGCAUAUGCUCAAAAACUUUGCGAUGUUGAAGGGUACAAAUCAAUCAUUAAAACGUACAAGGCUCCGGUUUGGUGCGGUUGCGCGGUCUCGCCGAGAGAUCUCGCUGAUUACGGUUGGUCGUGUGUUAAGAAGAAUACGGUCAAGUGCGUCGAAUGUAACCAAGUGCUAUCAACCAUCUUACCAAAUAUCACUACUGUUAGCAUAAAUGUCUACAAUUCGUCGCUCAAACAUAUUCAUGAGAAAAUGAAAACCGCACAUCGAGUGACUUGUCUCAAACGGACAGGAUCGGCACCUUUUCGGUUAGUAGAGCCGACAGCUUCGGAAGUAAUUAAAGGAAUCGAAGAACGACUGGCAGGUGGUUCUUCUUUUACUGCGAAUGAUAUGACUGUGGAUAUUCCAAACGGGGUUUCUGUUCCGAAAAUGGACAAAGCUAGUCCAGCCUUUGUAUUCACUGCAGCUCUUGGCUGGAAAAUCGCUAAAGCUCGUCGAGGCUACAUUUCUUUAUCGUGUGACUUGUGCGCAAGAGAUCUCAUAUUGAAAACCGGUGCAAAGUUCGACCCGAUUCACAAUCACGAGCGUUGGUGUCCCCGUGUUGAUAAGAAUGAUAAUGGCGAUGCCUGCUGGCAAACUGAUCUCAAUGUUGUCCUAAAUGAGAAAAACAAGACUGCUCCAAGCUCAAUGGGCCAAAUCUACAAGGACUAUUUUUCGGCUCGACGAAUUCUCGCGCAAUCAGUUUCAUCUGUGAUUCCAUCGUGCACCUAG